GAAAUAGCGUAGCUCUCAGUCCCUAUCUAACAUUUUCGUCGAUUGGUUCGUGUAAAACUUUGAGAUAUCUUUUACUAUGGGUUUAAGCUGGGUGUUUUCCAUCGCGGUAGUUACUUUGUUCGUCAUCGGAACAAAUGCUGAAACAAGGGUAGCUACUGCUCAUCUAGUGCAAGGGAACAUCAAUGGCACUGUUACGUUUACGGAAAUUGACGACGGCAUUCUUGUGAACGGCUCUAUAAUCGGCCUUCCUGCAGGACUGUACGGAUUUCACGUACACGAGUUGGGAGACAUCAGCACUUGUCUCGCGACCGGUGGACACUUUGACCUGGACGGGAACACGCACGGCGGCCGGGAGCACGACGUCAGACACAUCGGAGAUCUGGGGAACGUGCAGUUUGAGGGGGAGUCGCCUCUGGCCAAUUUUUCUUUUGUGGAUAAAGUGAUCUCUCUUCGCGGUCGCAACAAUAUCUUGGGCCGUUCGUUGGUGCUACACGAGCAAGAAGACGACCUGGGCGAGGGCGGCGACGAGGGCUCGCUGUCCACCGGCAACGCGGGUGGCCGCGUCGCGUGCGGCGUCAUCGGGAUCAAGUCACCCGCCACUCCCUGGAACGCUGCUAUAAACGUCGGCCCAUCAACCGUUCUUUUGGUUUCGCUUACAUUCUUUUUCUUUGUAAAAUAUUAAUCUAAUCUUUAUUA
This is a messenger RNA of Pectinophora gossypiella (pink bollworm), 696 nucleotides long. RefSeq lists its product as uncharacterized. Gene Ontology annotation, molecular function: copper ion binding; superoxide dismutase activity. Gene Ontology annotation, biological process: removal of superoxide radicals. The record is from RefSeq and is a predicted model, not a curated record. Lineage: Eukaryota; Metazoa; Arthropoda; Insecta; Lepidoptera; Gelechiidae. The transcript has a single exon. The coding region runs from base 77 to 682 and encodes 201 amino acids.